Messenger RNA from Archocentrus centrarchus (flier cichlid), 3279 nucleotides. It is a transcript of the gene nrsn1l, whose product is annotated as neurensin 1-like. Gene Ontology annotation, biological process: nervous system development. Lineage: Eukaryota; Metazoa; Chordata; Actinopteri; Cichliformes; Cichlidae. Gene Ontology annotation, cellular component: neuronal cell body; neuron projection; transport vesicle. The transcript is spliced from 4 exons. The record is from RefSeq and is a predicted model, not a curated record. Bases 107 to 733 code for a protein of 208 amino acids.
CUGAUUCACAGCAGCAGCAGCGUUGGCGAUCCAGCGGUCCGACAGCACAUGGAUCCGCAGUGAGAAGAGCGAGCUCUCCGGCUAGGAGGGGUGUACAAGGAGUGAGAUGGCGCUGUGUUCCGAGGCCUGUGCUUCUGGCUCAGGAGGAGACUCCUCUGGGAGUGAGGGGGGUUCAAGCUGUCUUCAGUUUGGGGUUCGUUCCUAUCUGCACCAUUUCUAUGAAGAAUGCUCUUCCUCCAUGUGGGAGAGAGACCCGGAGGAUCGGGGGUUCGUCCAGAGCCAGAGGUCAGCCCUGUGGUGGAACUCAGCAGUCUGGAAGGUGUCCUUGGUCCUGGGUGUCCUCAUUUUGACCGCAGGUAUUGCCACAUUGUCCGUCGGCUACUCCACUCCUCCCAAAAUUGAGUCGUUCGGAGAGGGAGAUCUGUUCUUCGUGGACACGCAGGCCAUCAGCUUUAACAGGGGGUUGCAUCUCAGCGCCACAGCAGGGAUUGGGCUCUCCUGCCUGGGCUCUGCCCUGGCUGCAAUGGGGAUUGUUGUUUGGAUCCUCCCCAGGGCCAACUUGAAAGAGAGGCUGUUCUACAGACCAGGGGGAGUGGAAGGGAGAGGAGAGUGGGGGUCAAAGUGGAGGGGCUUUAGGGAUCUGAGGGAUGUGGUCACUAAGCCACCUAGUUUGGAGGAGGGAAAGAUGGCCUUUACUCCGUCGAAAGUGGAAAAUGUGCAGCCCACUUCUUAAAAAAGAUCCUUGCUGAGCUAUAGGCUUUUGUUCUUGUCCUGGGGCCUUUUUUGGACAUGGUCUUACCUUCUCCUCUUACCGUUUUUGAAGGAAUUAUGUGUUGUUUUAGCUUGCAGAUUGUUCAGAUGGAGGCUGUUUUGUCACCUCAAUAUCACAGUCAGACAUAAAACACAGUUAAAGUAUUCAGACCCCCUACUGUGUGGUUGGAUUGGAUUGUCUAGUCUCUAUAGUGCUAGGGAUGUGAUUUGGAUUACAAACAACCCAAAGAAAUGAAUUAAUGAAAAAAACCUUUAAAAAAAAAAACAUACAUAGAUGAUGUCAUAUUAAAGUUAAAGAACUAAAACCCCACAUUUACAUUAAUAUUUCUAAAAGAAAAAACCCAAAAUUCACAUAUAAAAUCUAUAAAAUCUGUAUUUUUUUUUUUUUUAAGAUGGGAACAAAUGAUCUCAAAUAUCUAUUUAAUUUGGCUCUUUUAGGGAAGAGAUCCCCCCCCCUGUGGCAAAGGGUGAAACUUUGCAGUUUUGAGGGUCUGGCCAGACUGGCCUUUUCCCUUUGAGUGGCUCGAAUCUUACAAAUAUGUCAUUCACAUGGAUGCCAACAGUGUUUUGGCAUCCAAAAACAACAGUUUUUCCCAGCCUGCUUUUGUAAACAGGCUGAGGUUGCCAAACCAACAAAUCUCUACAAAUCUUUGUAAAAUUUAGAACUGAUGAAUAAAUCAUUUUUAGCCAGCUUUAUGAUUGGCCUUUUUGCAAGUGAAAUGAUUCAAUAUCAUUUUGUCAUUCAAAACAGUGCACAGGCACCACUAAUGGCUCAUUAUCUCGGUAUAGCUGUGUAUAGCCGUGCCUUUGAUUAAAGUGGAUGCUAAGAUUUAUUAGUGUUAGUGUAGAGCACAAAUAAGAAAGGGAAUAAAACACACAUCUGGGGUGAUCAGUAGACUCUCUAAAAGAUGGACGUAGCUACUGUGACCUCACCCAUCGGUCUGCGAAGUUCCAUUAAGAAGCCUUCAGAUGGGCAUGUUCGCCAUCACCACCUUGGUGUUUUGGAACUGGAUCUGCCAAGUGAGGAAUGGAUCUGACUGUGAAACUGCAUGGUAGCCAAUGAGCAUAUAUUUUAUAAUACUUUCUGAAACUAAGAAUGACCAAUAUUUGCAAAAUGGACUUAGUGCUUUAUUUAAUAUGAACCAAAACAAGUGAUUGAGCCAAUCAGGAAAGUGUUUCCAGAGUUUUCCCAUGGACCUUUAUAGGACUGUGAGACUUUUUGCAGCCACAUCUAUCACCUCCUGAUGGUGAAAAGAAUGCAGGUUUAAGGCCCUUCCAGCAAUAGCCAUGCCCAUCUUUUAUAUUGUCUAUGUACUGAACACAUCAGAGCUUCAGACAAGGUGUUAUGUAUGACCUCAUUUUCAAGAAGUCUGUAUAGUACAUUGAAGGUAUUUCAGAAAGACCGUGAGCUUAAAUACACCACAUGCUAUUAAAAGCUAAGAAAUCCUAAGUAUAAACAUAAAUGUGUCUUCUUGCCCUCUUAAGUGCUGAGCAACCAGAUCCAACAAUGUGGUGUGGCAUCUACCACCUCCGUCCUUGCUUCUCUUUCUUUAAUAUGUUCAAAACCUUUCAGAGGAGGUAAGCACCAUGAGUUGAAAAAAACUGAAGAGGUCUUUUUUUAUUUUUUUAUUUUAAUAAAUCCAAAUUAAAAUAUAUAUGGGGCCCCAAGACUUGAACCAUGAGGCGUGUAGUUCUCUCAAACACCUCGUAGUGCAGUAAAGAGACAUAGCUGUUGACCGGUAGACUGUGUUUGUGCAGUGCACUAGCGUUAAGAAAAUACACUGAGUAAUGUCAGUAUUUCUGAUAGAAAAUUGUGUUUUUUCCCCUCUUAUUUAUGUUAUUUUCUCCUAGUAUUUUGCUUUUUUUUUUUUCUUUUAAAUAGUGGUACUCGCUUUCCAAGUACUUAGUGAUGAUGGUGAUGAUAUUGUAUGAACCACGUGUGACACCUGGCUUUCCACUCAUAAAGAGAAUCAUUGACAAUUAUGUACCUACAGUCACACAUAUCUACACAUCCACUCAGCCUACUGUGUUCAACACAUGUACAGUCACACGCACUCUCACCCACACACACGCUAAUUUGUGCUCCAUUGACAGUAUCACCUCCUUUCUCCACACUGUAAUCUGGCUGCGUAAUUGCCUGCAAUCUGUGUCUCCAGGCAACAGUUGGGCUUCAAGUGCUCUAUUUUGAACUCGGAACAAAGACCCUUUUCUGAUUGGUCCUUCACUUCCUCUCUUUUUAUUUUCACACCAAUCAGAUUUUUUGUUUACAGGCAGACAGUAGCAGCGAGUGAGCGGUGAAGGGCUGAGGUGAGAGGAAUUUGCACCGGCACCUUAGAGGCCACCUGUCUGAUUAGGUCCUCGAAUUUCAUAAAACAGAGUACAAGCUAGGAAAAAAAAAAAAGAACAACCCUGAUGUCAUGAUUUAAUGGGAAUAAUUUCAAUGAGUGUUACUAUUGGUGUUUUAUUGUUUUGUUGUGUUACUGGUUAUGGUGAAGAUAAUGGAAUAAA